Molecule: messenger RNA, 961 nt
Organism: Spirodela intermedia
Lineage: Eukaryota; Viridiplantae; Streptophyta; Magnoliopsida; Alismatales; Araceae
Source: the annotation of a GenBank genome assembly
AUGCUUUUGGUUUAUGUUGAUGAUCUCAUCAUCACAGAGAAUGAUGAUGUACAGGCACAGACUUAAGUCAUAAUUUGGCUUCAAUAUUUGAUGUCAAGACAUUGGGACGCCUAAGAUACCUUCUAAGCAUCGAAGUGGCUCACUCUAGUUCAAGAAUUUUUAAUUCUCAAAGAAAAUACAUAACAGAUCUGUUGGCUGAAAUAGGAAAGUCUGCAUGUAAACCAACUACUACCCCAAUUGAUCCGAAUCAUAAACUAUGUUUGGCGGAGGGAGGAGUCCAUGUUAGUCGUGAGAUGUGUCAACGGCUUAUUGGCUGUUUACUCUAUCUCACACAUAAUCGACCAGAUAUCUCAUAUGUGGUGAGUCAAUUUAUACAUCAGCCAAAAGAGACUCAUUUAUAUGCAGCACAUAGAGCGUUACAUUACUUAAGGGGCACACCUGACAAACGAAUCCUCUUCAAACGCAGUGGGAAAGUAAAUGUCGAAAUGUUUACAAAUGCUGAUUAUGCAGAGUCAAUAGCUGACCAGAAAUCAAAACAUCUGGUUAUCUCACAUUUAUUGGUGAGAAUCUAAUUACUUGGAGAAGUUAAAAACACACCAUGGUAGCCCGUUUAAGUGCUGAGGCAGAACUCAGAGCACUUGCCCAAAGGUUUUGUGAACUUCUCUGGAUGAAAAAUUUACUUGAUGAAUUGCAUAUUCUUUUAUCGGAUCAUAUGAAGAUUUACUAUGAUAAUAAGUCAGCAAUCAGCAUGGUACAUAAUGCAAUACAACAUGAUUGUACCAAACAUGUAGAGAUUGAUCGGCAUUUUAUUAAAGAAAAACUUGAGACAAAUGUGAUUUGUAUACCAUAUAUUUCAACUAAAGAUCAGUUAGCAGAUAUGCUCACCAAAGGUGUUUCAGGCACACAACUACAAGAAAUUCUUCCCAAGCUAAAAAUGGAUGAUAUCCAUUCACCAGCUUGA